This is a messenger RNA of Morus notabilis, 384 nucleotides long. RefSeq lists its product as uncharacterized. The coding region runs from base 1 to 384 and encodes 127 amino acids. Lineage: Eukaryota; Viridiplantae; Streptophyta; Magnoliopsida; Rosales; Moraceae. The record is from RefSeq and is a predicted model, not a curated record. The transcript has a single exon.
AUGCCUAAUUAUGUCAAGUUUAUGCAGGAUGUCAUGGCAAAGAAGCGAAGGUUGGAGGAUUAUGAGACCGUCAAGCUAAUGGAAGAGUGUAGCGCUAUCCUUCAAAGGAAAUUGCCUCAAAAGUUGAAGGAUCCUGGGAGUUUCACUAUUUCGUGUACUAUUGGAGAUUCUCACAUCGAGAAGGCCUUGUGUGAUCUUGGAGCUAGCAUCAACCUCAUGCCUCUAUCAGUUUUCCAGAAACUGGGGCUUGGAGAGGUCAUCCCUACAACCAUCUCCCUGCAAAUGGCGGAUAGGUCCAUUACCUACCCAUGGGGAAUCAUUGAAGAUGUAUUGGUAAAGGUGGAUAAGUUCAUCUUCCCGGUUGAUUUUGUAGUGUUGGUUUGA